Molecule: messenger RNA, 558 nt
Organism: Lotus japonicus
Lineage: Eukaryota; Viridiplantae; Streptophyta; Magnoliopsida; Fabales; Fabaceae
Product: protein FAR1-RELATED SEQUENCE 5-like
Exons: 1
Coding region: 1-558 (185 amino acids)
Source: RefSeq, a predicted model, not a curated record
AUGGAAGACCGAAAGCGACGGGCAAAAAAUGAGACAAGGCUAGGAUGUGAAGCCAAGUUCAGAGUCCACAUCCAUAUUGUUACUCGACGUUGGUAUGUGACUAUUUUUGCAUUUGCACAUAAUCAUGAACUUUUGGAUGGACUAUCUUGUGGAAUGUUGCCUGCUUAUAGGAAAAUGAAUGAGUCUGAUGUUGUGCAAAUGAAUAACAUGAGGAUGGCUGGUAUAGGUGCACAUGAUAUUUUUAGUUCCUUUGCAAUGCAGUCAGGUGGUUAUGAGAAUGUUGGUUUUAGACAGAAAGCCAUUUAUAAUCAAGUAGGAAAACAGAGGGCAGAACAUGAAUCUGAUGGUGUGGCCGCAUUGAAGUACUUGAAACAAUUACAAAUAUCUGACCCCGAGCUUUUUUUUCGGUACAAAGAGAAUAGUGAAGGUAAAUUGGAGCACCUGUUUUGGAGUGAUGGAAUGAGCCAAAUUGAUUACAAGGCAUUUGGUGAUGUGGUUGCUUUUGAUGCCACGUACGGUAAAAACAAGUAUAGGUGUCCUUGUAAGAUCAAGUUUUGA